Messenger RNA from Carlito syrichta (Philippine tarsier), 1110 nucleotides. RefSeq names its product C1q and TNF related 1 (gene C1QTNF1). The transcript is spliced from 4 exons. The record is from RefSeq and is a predicted model, not a curated record. Lineage: Eukaryota; Metazoa; Chordata; Mammalia; Primates; Tarsiidae. Gene Ontology annotation, molecular function: protein binding. Bases 248 to 1090 code for a protein of 280 amino acids.
CUCACACGGUUCUCAAAGCAGGGGCAAAUCGGCCGCCUGAGGCUUUGCAGCUGGGGGUGAGCUGAGGACAGAUGCUCUACUCAAGGAAAUCUUUGUUUUCACGGGACAGAGCCAUAGCUCUGGAGGCCAGGCUGGCCAGGUGCCCCGAAGGCCCAAUGCCUGACAGCUCAUGUGGCCUCCUUGUUUGCAGGGCCUGGGCAAAAAUUUAGACUGAGGCCCACUCUCCGCUCCAGGGUGCAGCGGGAAGAUGGGAUCCCGUGGAUGGGGACUCGUGCUGGCGUGUUGUCUGCUGCUGGCCUUUGCCUGUGGCCCGGUCUUGAGCCGUGUGCAUGUCCAACAGGAGCAGCAGGAACAGGAGGGCACCAGGGAGCAGCCACCCCCGCCGGACCAUGCCGAGAGGGCUGAAGAAAAACAUGAGAAAUACAGGCCCAGCCAGGGUGAGGAGCUCCCGGCUUCCCGGUGCUUUCGCUGCUGCGACCCCGGUGCCCCCGUGUACCAGGUGACCCCAGUGCCCCAGAUCAACAUCACGAUCUUGAAAGGUGAGAAGGGCGACCGCGGCGAUCGAGGCAUCCAAGGGAAAUACGGCAAGACGGGCUCCGCGGGCGCCAGGGGCCAUAUUGGACCCAAAGGGCAGAAAGGUUCCAUGGGGGCCCCGGGGGACCGGUGCAAGAACCACUACGCCGCCUUCUCGGUGGGCCGGAAGAAGCCCCUGCACAGCAACGACUACUACCAGACAGUGGUCUUCGACACGGAGUUUGUGAACCUCUACGGCCACUUCAACAUGUUCACUGGCAAGUUCUACUGCUACGUGCCCGGCAUCUACUUCUUCAGCCUCAACGUGCACACCUGGAACCAGAAGGAGACGUACCUGCACAUCAUGAGGAACGGGGAGGAGGUGGUGAUCCUGUACGCGCAGGUGAGCGACCGUAGCAUCAUGCAGAGCCAGAGCCUGAUGCUGGAGCUGCAGGAGCAGGACGAGGUGUGGGUGCGCCUCUUCAAGGGUGAGCGCGAGAACGCCAUUUUCAGCGACGAGUUCGACACCUACAUCACCUUCAGUGGCUACCUGGUCAAGCACGCCGCCGAGCCCUAGCUGGCUGGCCACUCCCUGCU